Molecule: messenger RNA, 2181 nt
Organism: Arctia plantaginis
Lineage: Eukaryota; Metazoa; Arthropoda; Insecta; Lepidoptera; Erebidae
Source: the annotation of a GenBank genome assembly
AUGGAUAUGGAGUCCACUGUGUCGGUUUCGAAGGGCGUGUUUCUCUUUCCAAAUGGAUUCAAAAAGGGUAAGACUAUUAAUAAAAAGAAAAAAGGACAUCUCUUAUUUGAAAAAAUGUUUAAGAAGGACCUAUGGUAUGAAACUUACAAAAGUAACUGGGAAGUCAUUGAAAAUGAACUGUUGGAGUUACAUAAUAAGACCUACAGCCUGCUGCUUAAUGAUGUAGUGAAUCAUAUAAAGCAAUGUGGUAAUGAGAUGUCUACAUUAGAAGGUGUCAUACCCAGCGUCACACUUCUAACUGGAGUAAGUCAGCCAGAUCAUGUUUCCCAGUUCAAGUCACUAGUCACUAUUAUCAGAAAAGAAGUGACACCACAUAUUGCACUAGUAAAUUCACAAGAUGCAGUUACUAUAAAACAUUUAGUUGAAAAUGCUGUUUGGCAACUGAUGCAAGGAAAUGAAAUCAUGGAUACUACAUUCAAUGAGGACAUGGAGGAAACCAAAAGUCCAACAAAAAAAUUAAAAAAAAAUCAAUGCACUAUGAAGAUGCUUAAAAGUUGGUAUCAUAAUAACUACCUGUCAUCAUCACCUACAAAGAAAAAAGCAUUACACUUAAAUAGGCCCCUAGUCAUAAUAAUUCCUGACUUUGAAAGUUUCAACUGCAAUGUAUUACAAGAUUUUGUUAUGAUCGUUAGUUCAUAUGUGUCAACAAUACCAAUAGUAUUAGUGUUUGGUGUGGCGACGUCAGUUUCGGCGCUCCAUAAAUCAUUCCCCUAUAAUGUCUCGUCUAAGCUAUUGAUAAAAGUGUUUCAUUCACAUUCUUCACCAGUGUACAUGAAUCAAGUAUUAGAAGAUAUUUUCUUAACACCAAGUACACCAUUUCAUCUUUCAGGAAAAGCAUUUGAAUUGUUGACUGAUGUUUUUCUUUUCUAUGAUUUUUCCGUCACAGGUCUCAUUCAGAGUAUUAAGUACUGUAUGAUGGAGCAUUUCUAUGGAGACAAUAUAAAAUCGUUGUGUUGCUCCAGGGACAAACUUGAAGAAGCGGUUAUGGAUCUAAGCUCAGACGACCUCGAAAACAUAAGGCAAUUGAUGUCGUUCAGACCAUUUUUAGAACAACAGGAUUGUAGAACUAAAAUCAGUUUGUUCAAAGAUGACAAUUUCUUUCGAGAAGCAUUAUAUAAGAAGCUAAAUAAACUUCAUGAUUACCUGCAUAGUUUUUACAUGUGUGUGAGGUUAUUAAAUAUAAUGGUUAAAGAUUUGCCUAAAAAUAUGGUCGGGAGAUCUGUUCGAGAAAUCUACACAAAAUGUGUCGUUGAAAGUAUCACCGAAACAAUAGCUUUCAAAGAUUGCAUGCAGCUGUUAAAGUUCCAAUCACAAAUGAAAUUGGUAGAAACUAUCAAAAACGGUUUAAAGAUAGUCAAUUCUUACUUGCAAGCUGCAUCACCUGUAAAACCACUAAGGUCAUCACCUACGAAAAACAACUUGAACAGUAUAGUACUCAGUGACGAUCUUGGAGAAAAUUUCGCGAAGACUUUGAGAGUUCAUUUACUUACUUUUCUGAGACAAAUCGAGAAUGCGAAUCCGGAGUAUACUGUCAGUUCAAAUAGUUUACCGGCGACCGAAGUUAACAAUGAGAAUACACCUGGAAGCAGAUAUAAGUUAAAGGAAAAAUUAUUGAAAGCCACCAGAGUUGACAGAGUUCAAUCGGAAUUUGAAAUGGUUCGAAGCCGGUUCGUGAGUUACUUGGAGGAGACGUUAAGCAAGGGGCUGCAGCCUCCUCACAUGCAGACGUUUCACGAGAUCUUGUGCUUCAAGGACGUGGCUAACGUCAAAAAGCACAUCGUGGGCUCCCCGCGCGGAGCCGUGCACACCGCGCUGAGUAAUCCCGUACACUACUUACAGUGUUCCUGCUGCCAGUUACCAUCAUCGGACAGCGUAAUAGACACCUUACCCGACGUCUGCUUAGCGUACAAGCUACACCGUGAAUGUGGCAAACAUAUUAAUCUUUACGACUGGUUACAAGCCUUCGCUGCCGUUAUUUGUCCUGAUGAAGAUGAUGAACACCGACAUCAAGAUCCUAAUAUACAACUGAGAUUCACGCGUGCAGUGGCUGAACUACAAUUCCUAGGCUUCAUUAAAUCUUCGAAGAGGAAGACCGAUCAUGUAAUGCGAUUGACUUGGUGA